AUGCGUAUUCAGACCCCCUCGACCGCUCCCGACUUCGAAGACGAGAUCGACCGCCUUGUUGCUGUCGUUCGAGGAUGGGGAAUCACAGACGAAGCUCGUCAGCAGCUCGUCUUCCGCCUCGCCAGAGUUCAGCAUUGGGAGAUUCCCGCCGUUCCGCCCCCGCCUACUGAGAUCUCGGACUCAGAGGAUGAUUUCUCCGAGGCUGACUUUUCUACGGCAACCGGCGACGCCACUCUCAAUGCGGACACUCCUCAGCCCAUCAUACUCGCCGAACCUCAGCCGGUCGAUUCCCCUGUUCCUCUUCCGCCCUCAGCUGUCGACGCCGUUGUUCCUAGCCCUCUCCCUGUCGCACUUGGAGACCACUCCGUCAAAUCCACCUCUGUCACUAAUCCUACGGUCUCCGCAGUCACCACCUCAGCUGGUACGUCGUCUGCCGCUGCCAUAGCAGCGGCCGGUCAUCACCAAGUUGUGUACCACGGCACGGCUUGCUGGGUGCCCGACAACCAUGUCACUGGACCCUUCUAUCUCGUCACGCGUGGUAGGUGGGUAGGCAUCUUCUCGCCAUGGUCCAAGACGUCUCCCUACGUGACUGGGGUAUCUGGUGCAGUAUUCCACCGGAUCAAGGAGUUAGAGACGGGGAUUCAGCAGCUUUUCGAUACCAUCGACGAUGGCCAGGUUGGCGUUGUACCUUAG
Molecule: messenger RNA, 693 nt
Organism: Coniophora puteana RWD-64-598 SS2
Lineage: Eukaryota; Fungi; Basidiomycota; Agaricomycetes; Boletales; Coniophoraceae
Exons: 4
Coding region: 1-693 (230 amino acids)
Source: RefSeq, a predicted model, not a curated record